AUGGCGAUGUGGGGUGUAAUAGUAUUUUGCGUAGCUGUGUCUUGGGUGAGCGCGUUCCCAAGUCCACAGUUAUACACCACCCCUGAAGAUGCUCAAGGUAGAUCCGGCAGAAUCGUCUCAGGAUGGGAAGCCGAAGAAGGCCAGAUUCCUUACCAACUAUCUUUACGCAUGGUCAGCCCCGUAGGAACCGUGUUCUCAUGCGGCGCCACCCUCAUCCACCACGAGUGGGCCAUGACUGCCGCUCAUUGUACUGCUAUGCGUAUUACACUCGUAGUUCGCGCCGGUAGUGUCGCUCUUACUCGCCCAGCUAUGAUCUUCGAGACUGUUGAACAUAUCAACCACCCAGGUUACGACAACAUAGCUGCGGGUGUACAGCCCGAUGAUAUUGGUCUCAUCAGAUUUGACCGUUAUGUGGAAUACACGGGUCUCAGGUUAGGUCUUGUGUUAGAAAGUCAAUGUUUAAUAAAUACG
Brenthis ino (lesser marbled fritillary) is the source of this 471-nucleotide messenger RNA. The record is from the annotation of a GenBank genome assembly. NCBI's taxonomy places the organism in Eukaryota, Metazoa, Arthropoda, Insecta, Lepidoptera, Nymphalidae.